GCAUCCACGCUAACAUGAUGCUAUGAUCUGCUGGGUGUCUGCUGCCUGCAAACCAGCACAGUGUUUGCGAAAGGAAUGAAUACAUCCACAUCAACACUGCAAAAAAAAAGAAAAAAAAGAAGUCUGGCUGCAUGCGUUUGGAUUUUGGAGACUGUUGUGAGCGCAUCGAGCUAAGAUGUUUUGAGUUGACAAAGAAGGGAUUUUGCACUGAAAUAUGGACAUACGAUGUGAAGACAUUGUUCAGCCACGAGGGCUCUGAUGCCUGUUUGCGCUUUAACGAAACACCAGCAGCCGAUGCGAGGAUCAUAUUGCCCUUCAGGUGCUUUUACGCGCAGCCGCUGCACGCCGUGAACGAACAGAAAGUGUAAAGGAGUCUGAUUACGCACAAGAGGAUGGUGGCGGUGAUGGCGAGCUGCGGGACGGCUUGUCACCUGGAAGAUGGAGACGGAGAUAUCCCUGCACCUGAAAACAAAGAUAACCUGACAGAAAGUGACAGUAGUUCAGAGAACACAGGUACAUCCACUGAGGAGAGCUCAGAGGAGGAAGAGGAGGAAGAUGAGGAGUCUGCAGAAGUUGGUGCUGAGAAGGAAGAAGAGGAAGAAGAUAAUGAAGAGGCCAACGCAGAGGAAUCUGAACAUGAAGCAGUAGCUGGACCUGAAGCAGAGGCUUUGAAUGGGAAAGAUGAGAGACACUUCAAAUUAUGCUGUGAAAAAUGCAAAGCCGUCCAGCAGAGCCAUGGCAAUGAAAUCGUCACCCCCAGGAGGAUCUCCAGGGGACGAUUCCAGGUGCAGCUGGAAGGAGAGGGCACGUAUGAGUGUUCAGUCACCGGCCUGGUUUUUGAAGCAUCCGAGCCAGUUCUGGUGCGAUACUCGAUCUUAUCCUGGUCCAAGUUUGGUUCAUUCCUGCGGGAUUCCUGGAAGUUUGCCGGACCCAUCUUCAACGUGGACACAGUCAACAAGGACGCGUCUGUGCUCAAGUCCAUCCAGUUCCCUCACUCCGUCUGCCUAGCUCAUCCAGAAAAUGAGAUGACAUUCAGCGUCUUGCACAUAAAGAACAACCGUCCACUCAUUGAGCCGACGGUGGACCACUCAGGUAGCCAUGUUAAGUGGAAUGUGACGUCCCUGUCUCCAGUGGGUCCCAUUAUUCAGACCAGUCAGGGUUUGGAGCACCACGGGGUGGUUCUGGUCUACAAGCAGCUCGGCAAUGACAACAACAACUACAGCUUCCACGUCUACCUGGCAACAAACAGCUCAUCUGAUAUCAAGGAUAUACGCAAACAGGUACAAGGGUACAAGAACCGCUACAUCAAGAUAGACAAGCCUCCCACGUGUAAACUGGAUGAAGGGACGUAUCGUCUCCUGAGCGAGCCAGAGGGAGAAAUCAAACCUCAGGACUUGAAAUUCACCCUCGCAGUUACAAAGAUGAAAGGCUACUUUGAAGCUUUCUUUGAGCAGGCUCCUCCUUUUAAAUUAUCUCUUAUAGAGAUUAACACUGAGGAGACUGUAUGGUCGGCUACCAUCAGAGAAGGUGACUGCGUGAAUCACCCAGAAAAGAAGCCAAGGAAAAGAACAAACAGCAGACAGAGGAGCAGCAGCCCUUCAGAAGAAGAAACAGCCUGUAAAAGACCUCGGUGGCAGGAUGAGUCAGAUGGAGUGAAAACAGUGACGACUCAGGGCCCGGACAUGUCAGAGAAGCAGCUACUGCAGGUGGCCAAGCGGCUCGGGAAGGAGUGGAAGCAGGUGGCCAUCUAUCUAGACUUGAACUCUCGGGAACUGGACGACAUCCAGGCAGCGGAGAAAGAUGUGACCAUGCAGAAGCUGAAGAUGCUGGUGGAGUGGAAGAGCAGAAGGCGGCCGGGAGAAGCCACAGCGUACCACCUGUGGAAGAGUGUGGAGGACCUGGAUGACUUACCAAAUGAGGUUUAUCAGACACUGCAAGAUAUGAUGGACAAUCGAACAGUUAAGUGAAAGGACUACUGCAUAUCUGUUGCUCCAUCGUUGGGAAGAUGCAAAGUUCUCAGGAAUACAGCAAAGCAGAGGUGGCCUCUGGACUAAACACCAGCUCUUCCCUCAGUGUGUGUUUCUCCUUUGACUUUCCAGACAUGAAACUGUUGAGUUUAUCUUUUUGCAUUUCAUGUAAUGAGCCAUUGUCUUAACUUUGAAUAGGCAUUUCCCCCAAAUUUAUUCAGAUGUGGUCCUUUGGUUCUGUAGAGAGCAGAAUAGUCAGGCUGUACUGAAGCGUUGAAUUCUUGUAUAUCUGGAAUUUGAUGCUCACCAUCAUCAGGUUUAAAAAUGACCAGUCAGGAUUUAGAGGUCAUUGAGAUGUUUAGUAGCUAAUUAUGUAGCCAGUAAUAAUAGUAGCUGUAGGUGCUGCAGUGUUUCAGCUGCAAAAACUGGGAAAAAUCCAACCUGUGUAUAUCGUUUCACUUUGAAUUGAUAUUUUUGUGGGGCUUUUUAAAAACAAAUUAGGCAUUACACCAGGCAUGUGACUGUCCAAAGAGUUAUGGACUGAAUAAUGGAAACAUUUUGUGUCUUACAUAGUUUUUUUUAUAUUUGUUUUUACAGUUGUGCACUAUUCGUCCUGUACAUAUUGUUUUCUACCAACAUUUUCAAACUUGUUUCUUAUUUUUUUUAAAUCUUUUUUAUACCUAUUUGUGUUUCAUUUUAUAACUAUGACUAUGUAAAGAAAAAAAAGUGGAGUUGCAAAAGGUGCAAAGUUGUGUUUAUGUUGUUUAACUUGAAGUAUGGAAAACUUCCUGCCCUCCUGUGACUGGAACGCACAUCAUGUUUUUGAUAAGUAUAAAUCUUGUUUGUGUAUUUCUGAUGGUUACACUAGAAAAAACAACUCGCAUUUGGAUUCAGGGCUGUAUUUGAUUGUACUACCUGUGUAAGAGCAGCUGAAAACUGGACAACACAUAUAUUUUUGAUCUUUUCAAGGCUUAUUUCACAAUCUUACAACAACUAAGAUUUGAAAAACAAGCUUCACCACAAGCUCCUUCAGUUACCAAAUCUGAAAUGAGACUGUUUUCAGAAAUCUCAGUAAGCACUGUUUAGAAAAAGCUGCAUGAAUGGCAUCAGGAAUGUGGGUUGUUUUGGGUUCUUUCGUGUUGAUUCUUUGCAGUAAUUUUUACAUUCAGGAAAAAAAGGAAUUUACCACCAACAGUCCAGUCCAUCCAUGUGUUUCUAUCAGGUCAGAAUCCCUCCAAAUACAUUUGAAAUCAAACAAACAAAUGUCGACUGAAUAAAACAUCACAGUCUCCUUGA
This is a messenger RNA of Acanthochromis polyacanthus (spiny chromis), 3263 nucleotides long. RefSeq lists its product as uncharacterized. Gene Ontology annotation, biological process: signal transduction; mRNA export from nucleus; regulation of DNA-templated transcription elongation. The transcript is spliced from 17 exons. Gene Ontology annotation, cellular component: THO complex part of transcription export complex. Lineage: Eukaryota; Metazoa; Chordata; Actinopteri; Pomacentridae. The record is from RefSeq and is a predicted model, not a curated record. Gene Ontology annotation, molecular function: protein binding. The coding region runs from base 393 to 1967 and encodes 524 amino acids.